UAUGGGCUACCUGCUGAUCCCGCUAGGUGUGCUCUCCGACCGCACCGUCCAAGUCCACAUCCGCAUCGGCGUCCGCGUCCCUUGGUGUCUACCGGUGUAACGCCUGAAGAACGCUGGGCGCGAGCUAGAGGGAAUGCGGGGACAAAGAGGGCGCGAGGUCGGGCUAGGCACAGCCAGGUUUUCAUCCUGGCAGGAUCAUCCUUGGCCUGGGGCUGCCCCAGUUGAGAGGGUUUCCUGCAGGGCAGCUGGGCUGUAGCAUUGGGUGGAUGAGAGCGGCCAAAACGUGGCUUCAAGUGGUCCUGAGCCCCAUUCAAGCCAGCCAAAAGAGCUUCAUCACUGGUCCAGCCCUAAUCCCAGGAUACUUUUCAGUUGAGGUGGAUUAUGUCGUGCUUGUUUUAAAUGGAAGAGAAGACACAAAGAUCUCUUUCGCCACACAGUGGUUACUCUAUACAAAAACUUUAAUAGACACUCGGAAACUCCAGCACGUUGCUGUUGUCUUACUUGGAAAUGAACAUUGCAACAACAAAUGGAUUAGUCCAUAUCUUAAAAAAAAUGGAGGCUUUGUGGAAAUACUUUUUGUAAUCUAUGAUAGCCCCUGGAUUAAUGGAGAAGAUAUUUUCCAGUGGCCCUUAGGGGUAGCCACGUAAGUCUAAAAUGUAAUCACAUUGUCUUUCAGAAUUGAAUACUUUAAUCUUUAUGCCAUUAAAACGAAGGUUAUGCAGUCAACUUUGUUUAAAGA
Molecule: messenger RNA, 739 nt
Organism: Phascolarctos cinereus (koala)
Lineage: Eukaryota; Metazoa; Chordata; Mammalia; Diprotodontia; Phascolarctidae
Source: RefSeq, a predicted model, not a curated record